AUGGGCUUACCACGUUUGCAAAGAUGUUGCUUUUUGUUCGAUUUAAUGACUGGCAACAUCAUUAUGGGCUGUUUAAGUGCGUUCCUGUCACUCACGAUGGUCAUAAUAUUAAUCGUAGAAGCAUGUACAUUAGAACCUUAUAAAAAAGAAGCGAUAGAGGACGAUGACCUAAACGCGGAAGCAGCUGUAACCGGCCUAUAUGCCAUGACAAUUAUUCUAAUGGUGAUGUUCUUCGCCAAACUGUGCUUUGAUAUCUUCUUUAUAUAUGGCGUUAUAACAGAAAAAGCCCCAGUUAUCCGAGCUUACUUCUUCAUGUGGGUAGUUUUCUUUCUACUCUCAAUGUUCACGUUCUCUCUCAAUGCACCACAUUACAAUGCCGGGACUAUAUGCAUGGAAGUGUUCUAUAUAAGUUUGAAUGUGUACGCAAUUCUUCUGAGCAACAGCUUCUACAAAGAACUAAACUCACGAGAAGAAGUAUAA
Leptosia nina is the source of this 480-nucleotide messenger RNA. NCBI's taxonomy places the organism in Eukaryota, Metazoa, Arthropoda, Insecta, Lepidoptera, Pieridae. The record is from the annotation of a GenBank genome assembly.